GUCAGUCCACAGCUGACUCUACGAAACAAAACACAAAGAAACUCAAACUUAAAAGUCAGAAUUACUUUUAAAAGUAGGAGAGCACGAGCCUUCCCUCCUCACUCUGGACAAGAGGAUCUCUGUUUUAAGAUGAAAAGUCUUCCAUUUCUCCUGCUGUGUGUUGGAUUUUCCUUUGGACUCCCUAUCCUUUCACAGACAAGAGGUGACAAUCAAGAUAUACACCUAGCACAGAAAUUUCUAAGUCAGUUCUAUGAGCAAGAACAUGAACCAGGGCAGCGAGGCUUGAGAAGCAAUACUUACACAUUUCUGGACAAAAUUCAACAAAUGCAAAGAUUUUAUAGGCUGAAUGUAACUGGAAAGUUAGAUGAUGAUACACUGGAAGUUAUGCAGCAGCCAAGAUGCGGAGUUCCUGAUGUUGGACAGUAUGUCUUAGCUUCUCCUGGAUGGAAAAAAAAUAAGCUAACAUACAGGAUUGUUAAUUACACACCGGACAUGAGACAAGCUGACGUGGCCACAGCCAUCCAAAAGGCUUUUGAAGUUUGGAGUGCAGUGACGCCUCUGACCUUCAGGAGGGUUCAUAAGGAAAGAGCCGACAUUACGAUUGAGUUUGCAACUAGAGUGCAUGGCCGCUGUCCUCGGCAUUUUGAUGGGCCUCUGGGAGUCCUUGGGCAUGCCUUUCCCCCCAAUAAUCCUUUCCGUGGCAACAUCCACUUCGAUGAGGAUGAAAGCUGGACUGCCAGAUUAGCAGCAAAAAGAAGGUCGACCAAUUACCUUGGCACAUUAGCAGAUGAUGUUAUCAAUCCCGCUAUGAAAAAGGUCUCAGAGUUGCACUCCCCCAUGUUCCCACUCCAUUACACCACUGUAGAAUUCAAUUUAUGGCUGGUUGCUGCUCAUGAGAUUGGCCACGCACUUGGUCUUGCACACUCUGAUGACCCAAGAGCAUUGAUGUACCCAAAUUAUAAACCCAUUGACCCUGAGGAUUUCCCACUCUCCCAAGAUGAUAUUGAAGGCAUUCAGGCCAUUUAUGGACCAUCACUAAAUCCUCCAAAGAGCCCAGUAAAACCAACACAACCUGAAGCGUGUGAUCCUAAACUUUCAUUUGAUGCCAUCACUACACUGAGAAGAGAAAUUCUCUUUUUGAAAGGCAGGCACCUCUGGAGAGUGUUUCCUUCUCGCUCAGAAGUUGAUCUUGAAUUAAUUUCCACCUUUUGGCCCUUUCUACCAUCCAACAUCGAAGCAGCUUAUGAAAAUAUGAAUGAUCAAGUUUUCUUUUUCAAAGAUAACCAUUUCUGGAUGAUUAGUGGCUUUCAGAUGCAACCUGGCUAUCCCAAAACUAUUGGUAAUUUUGGCUUCCCACAAAACAUUAAGAAAAUUGAUGCUGCCCUUUUUGACAGAAAUACUGGAAAAACCUAUUUCUUUAUUGGUGCCCAUUAUUGGAGGUAUGAUGAAAAUCGUCAAUCUAUGGAUGCGGAGUACCCACGAAAAAUCGAGGAUGACUUUCCUGCAAUUGGCCAGCAAGUAGAUGCAGCUUUUCAGCAUAAUGGGCUGUUCUAUUUUUUCCAUGGCUCCAAGCAGUGGGAAUUUGAUCCGAAUGAGAAAAGAGUGAUUCGUGCAAUGGAAAGCAACAGUUGGCUUAACUGUUAGAAUUUACAGACACCUCCCCUCUAGCAAAAAAAAGCUCCUUAGGAAAAUGCACAUUAUUUCUCUAAAGAAACCAAUACCCAUGCAAUCCAAUGCAUUGUAGCUGAAUACUAAAAUGUAUUUAAAUUGUCUGUAUUUAUUCAAUAGUCUAUGUGUCGAUCAUUUAACAAAGCAGACAUGUUCCAGGCCAAGCACUAGCAGUUGGCUCCUACAGCACAAAAAAGAAGUUCAACAUGUUGCAGCAAAGCUUAUCAUUAAAACUAACAAUGUGUACAUGUGAAAUAAAACACCCAGGACAGGUAAGCCUUGUGUGAGUAAACAGAAACAUUUUGAAUCUUCUAGAGCAAUGAUGGGAAACCUUUUGCGCUUGGUGUGUUGAAAUUCGUUAAAAAACCUAGCAUGAUUUAGGUGGUGUGUCACUUUGAGAAAAAAACCAAAAUUUCGCAAUAUGUAUAGUUUAAAUAACAAAAAUGUAUAAUUGUAAUAUAUAACUGUAUUUAAUAAAUCAAAAACUAUUUGCUA
Anolis carolinensis (green anole) is the source of this 2163-nucleotide messenger RNA. Its product is annotated as matrix metalloproteinase-27. The record is from RefSeq and is a predicted model, not a curated record. The transcript has 11 exons. Gene Ontology annotation, molecular function: metalloendopeptidase activity; zinc ion binding. The coding region runs from base 130 to 1644 and encodes 504 amino acids. Lineage: Eukaryota; Metazoa; Chordata; Lepidosauria; Squamata; Anolidae. Gene Ontology annotation, cellular component: extracellular matrix. Gene Ontology annotation, biological process: proteolysis; collagen catabolic process; extracellular matrix organization.